Dermochelys coriacea (leatherback sea turtle) is the source of this 2502-nucleotide messenger RNA. It is a transcript of the gene GSDME, whose product is annotated as gasdermin E. Gene Ontology annotation, biological process: programmed cell death. The coding region runs from base 293 to 1618 and encodes 441 amino acids. The record is from RefSeq and is a predicted model, not a curated record. The transcript has 10 exons. Gene Ontology annotation, cellular component: cytoplasm. NCBI's taxonomy places the organism in Eukaryota, Metazoa, Chordata, Testudines, Dermochelyidae.
UUUGCCACUGACCCAGGCGAGAAGUUUCCUUGCGGGCCCGCCCACAGAGCGUGCUGCCUGCCGCGGGUCUCUUCUCACCCCCCCCGCCCCCCCGCAGUCAGGGAGCCACGCCCCCUCCCAGGUCCACUGCUUUCCAGCCGCGCUGCCGAGGCCCGGCAAACUCAGCUCAGGAGUGAGGCGGCUGCGGGCGCCAGCCAAGGGACUAGAGAGCGCGCGGCGAGCGUCCGUCCCCCGCGGGGCAGGCUGCGGCGGGGCGAGCCACGGGCGCGCCGAUAUUAAACGAUUCCACAAGAUGUUUGCGAAAGCAACAAAAAAAUUUGUGAGAGAGACUGACUGUGGCGGUGACUUGAUCCCUGUAUCCCGCUUGAAUGACUCGGAUAAAUUACAGCUUCUCAACUUAGUAACAAAGAAGAAGAAAUUGUGGUGCUGGCAGAAACCAAAGUACCAUUUCUUGACAGUCACGCUGAAUGAUGUGCUUACUGAAGACAAACCUAUAAAACCAGUUGUUGUUGAGUCUGACUUUGUGAAAUAUGAGGGGAAGUUUGAAGAUUUUGCCAGAGGAAGUAUUGAAACUUCAUUUGGACAGAUCAACCUGGGUGCUGGAGGAAAAGGCUUUGUAGAAAGCCAGUCUUCAUUUGGAAACCUAAAAAAGCAGGAGGCUGACUUGCAGCACCUUAUGAAAGACCUCAAGGGAAGAACAAUAAAUCUAAACAAUAAUUUACUGCAACAAGUGCUAGGAAGAAAACAUGAGGUACUAUGUAUCUUGACAGAAAAGAUAGUAACAACUCAAAAGUGUUUGGUGUCUGAACAUAUUCAGACAGAAGAAAAAUAUGGUGGCAUGGUGGGACUCCAUACAAAAAUUGUAAAGGUUUCAGUGAGCGAAAAUGGGAAUGUGAGAAAGGAUUCCAAUGUGGUUUUAGAGAUUCCUGCUCCCACCGCUAUUGCCUAUGGCGUAACUGAACUGUAUAUAAAGCGUGAUGGUCAGUUCGAAUUCUGCCUGCUAAAUGAGCAAGAAGGAGGUUUUGAAAGAGAAAACACAGAAGGCUCAUCUUAUCCAUAUUCUUUACCGUUUAGAGACUCUUCCUUUCUAUAUCAGCUAGACACUGUGGAUAGUGACAGGCACUCUGGAGAUAGAAACAUCAUUCCCAGCCAUGCUUCUUUAAGUGUACUGAAACAAGAUCUGUUGCUGUUAAAGAUGCAGUUCCAACCCAUUGUGAAGCUUCCGGAAGACAAGCAAGGAGCUUUAAAUAAAAUAUUUUAUGAACUCUUGCAUCAUGAAGAAAUUGUGACUGCACUGGAGGAGGUGUUAGAUAGUAUUUUCACAGGAGAAGAGCCGGAUUUUACAGACCUGAAGGAGUUGAAACCUCCACAGCAGCAAAACAUAACCGACUUCUUGCAGCUGGUCGGGUACAGUUUACAGAAUGAGCUGUUGCAGAAAGACCAACUUCAUGAUAAGGGCCUCUUCUCAGCUGCUCACAUCCUGAUCAGUGCAGUGGCAGAAUUGUCCGACUACACACUGGCUCUGCUGCGUGCUUGCUGUGAUAUACAAAUAGUCCCUAUCUUGUGCUGUUUGAACCUGAGCCCCCUGAGUUUUAAUGCAGAGAGCAAAGUUCUGUGAUGUCAGAAACUGUACUCUAUGAAAAUAGCUUUAACCUCUUUCUGUCUAUAUAAAUACAGCCUAACGUCGCUUCAGCUGAUGGCACUUUGACACUGAGAGAUCCUUCCCUGGCCCCUCUGACUGACACAGGAAGAUUUCACAUAGUGCAAAGGCUGUUCGCCCUGUCAAACAUCAACCUUGAAAUGAUGGAGUCUUCAGUGAAAGCUGUAACCAUGAAAGAACCUAGCUUUUUCCCAUUCAUUCUUUAUAUUGCCUUGUAUGGAUUUUAUGCCUUAGGUGGGACCAUCUGAGGAAAAAAGAAAAACCUAGAAUAAUAGCUGAACAUACUGCACUAAUAAAUGCCAGAUUUGCAGUGCUAUAGAACCCUGCAAAUUUGCACUUGUAUGCCUGGGAGACAACUGCAAAUCACUGAAUUUUGUAACUAAGUGGGUGAUUAAAUGAACAUGAAAAAUACAAGGGCACCGCAUCCCAGCAUGAUUGUUGUUCAUUUAGGGCCUGGGCCUGCAGCGUGCCCUCAAGUGCUACUCAACUCGGCACCUUGCAAAAUCAGGCGUUUAUUUUGUCAGUAGUAGUUUAGAUUGUUUUAUGGCAAUACUCCACAGUAUAGCAAAUACUCCAUGUCUCUCAUUUACUUUCCUAAAACUAAUCAAAUUAGUGAUUAGACCUCACUACAGCAUUUUUGCUGAUCGCUUUUUUGUGCAAGUUUCAGCAGCAUGCUGUGUUUAAAUUACACCCUAAACUCUCCCUUAAAAAUGUAAUGAUUCCUUUUGAGGCAUAUGCAUGUGCUUCACUCUGGUUCAGUCCAGACAAACACUUGUUAUACCCUUCUGACCUUUUCAGUGUGGUGGUUUUUUAAUAAAAGUAAAGUGUUUGUUCUCAGUGCA